UCGUCCUCCUCCUGCACUUCACUCCCCUCCCACUACUGUCGAUCUCAUCUCAAAUCCCCAAACCCCCUCUUCUUCCCCAUCCCCACAGCGCGUCCGUCGCAAUCGCCCCCCGAAUCCUGCGGUUAUUCCUCCCAGAUUGAUUCCCUCACUCCUUCCAUCCCGCCUCCUUCCAAUUCCGCAAGCAGACCAAAUCUUGUUUGUUUUUUCCAUUGGAGAGGGAAAAAUUAUAUUUUCCCAAUCUUGUUUUCUCAGUCCUGUCUUUGUCCGGUCGUCCUAGCUUCCAUCGCCAUUGGCAGCCGCACGGUCCCGGUCCAGGUCCAGGCCCCCGCCUGCUCCGUUGGGAGCUAAUACCCCCGGGUGCCGGGUGGUAAAUGCGCGUCCUUGCAGAGGAUCCCUCCCACGGUUGGGGCGCUGCGAAUCUCGUCCUUGUUCCCCCGAGUUAAAGAGGCAGUGAUAAUCCUCGUAUGAGGAUGAGGAUGGGGAGGAGAGGGAGAUCAUCGUCCUCCUGACUUCUUCUUCUUCUUCCUUUCCUGGGUUUGCUUGGUUUCUCCGCUGCCGGUGCCGCGUCAAUCUUGGUCGGCGGCGGCGGAGAAUGGGUGUCUUGGUCUGCGUCUGCCUACCCCUCGUACUACUCCAAGUGCUGCUGGUCCUGGGCUCGUCUCCCCUGGCGGCGGCGCAGCAGCAGCCGCAGCCGGCUUCCGCGCCGCCGGCGAGGGCCCUGGACGCGGUGCUGCAGGAGUACGCGUACCGGGCGCUCGUGCGGCGUCCGCGCACCGGCCUCGUUUACAAUGGCACAGUGCCCGGCAACCUCACCGGCGUCGCCGUCUCCGCGGUCCGCCUCCGCAGCGGCAGCCUCCGGAGGAAGGGCUUCGCCGAGUACUUCCAGUUCGCGCUGCCCACCGGCGUCGUCGUCAAGCCGCACGUGGAGAGGACGGUGCUCGUCUACCACAACCUCGGCAAUUGGUCCGAGUACUACUACCCGCUGCUCCCUGGGUACUCGUACCUGUCGCCGGUGCUUGGCCUGCUUGCCUAUGACGCCGCCAACCUGUCCGCGGCGGGGUUGCCGGAGCUCAACAUUGUCGCGACACAGAGUCCGAUUCUCGUAAGUUUCAGCAAUGUCAGGGCGGUGGUGGCAGGCGGUCCACCGCCACGGUGUGUGUGGUUUGAUCUGGAUGGGGUGCCACAGCUCCAGGACCUAGAGGCAAGCAAUGUGUGUUCGACAAAUCACCAUGGGCACUUUGCGAUAGUCGCGAACUCUAGCGAGCUUGCUCCUGCUCCGGUGCCAUCAGCCGCGAUCGCCCCGCCGGUACCGGCUGAUGGAAGUCCUGCUAAGGGUAGCUCGCAGGGGUGGAAGAUUGCCGUCAGCGUGGUGGGGAGCGCAAUAGCGUUGGGGCUGUUGGCCACACUUCUUCUGUGUCUGGUGAGGUACAAAAAGGUUAAGAAGUUGGAGGUGAUGGAACGGAAUUCAGAGGUUGGGGAGACGUUGCGAAUGGCGCAAGUUGGGCGGACGCAAGCACCUGUAGCAUUGUGGACAAGGACGCAGCCGGUGAUCGAGAGCGAGUAUACUGCAUAGUUGUUUCGGGGUUUUCUGCACAGUUCAGGCGGCACCAACAAGGCUCGAUGGUGAUGCCCGGAGACAUGAAAUUUGUCCAUCAGCUGGUUGAAGGUACCGAGCGUUCCAUCGAUGAGGUGCUGCGAAUUGCUAGAUUCAGAGCUCAGGUUCUGCCCUUGCUGGUUCAAGACAUUCUUUUGGUGAGUUUGUUUCGAAGGUUAUUUGUUAUGCGAUGGCUAUUGUUGGUGUUCAUAGUUACCAUGUUCAUAACAAGGUGCUCCAUUCAUCUCCAAAACAAUGGAGAAGUGAAUUCAUCAAGUCAGAUUUGGAAUCCCUGGAUGAAUUUUGGGUUGCUGUAUUCUAAAGGAAGUAGGUUAGCAUUAAGACCGGGGUAACAUUCACUGCCAAUGACAUGGUGGUGUUUCAUUGAAAUUCGUUAAGACUGAACUCAAUUCCAUUUUUGCGCCGUUUGGCUUGAGCUGUUUAGACACCUGUUAAGAUGAUGUACAUGUCGGUUUGGUAAUUAGCCUGACAAUUUAGAUUUCACUGUGACUUGUUUUAGCAUCCAAUCUGUAUGCAGUGAGAAUUUUCCAUUUCUUUCAUGUAACAUGUCUAGUCGUGCAUUAUGUUGAUGAUUUGGCGUUAUGGUCUCUUUCCAAAUUAACAUGAAACUCUAGAUUUA
This is a messenger RNA of Brachypodium distachyon (stiff brome), 2234 nucleotides long. RefSeq lists its product as uncharacterized. Lineage: Eukaryota; Viridiplantae; Streptophyta; Magnoliopsida; Poales; Poaceae. The record is from RefSeq and is a predicted model, not a curated record. The transcript has a single exon. The coding region runs from base 593 to 1573 and encodes 326 amino acids. Gene Ontology annotation, cellular component: membrane.